Adineta ricciae is the source of this 2094-nucleotide messenger RNA. NCBI's taxonomy places the organism in Eukaryota, Metazoa, Rotifera, Eurotatoria, Adinetida, Adinetidae. The record is from the annotation of a GenBank genome assembly.
AUGGAUCGAAUUACUGAAUACAGUGUUCUUUGGCUUGAUGACAAGCAAAAUGAUCCAUUAAAUGAAUAUAAAAUAGAACGUUCACGAUUGCGGAGAAUUAUUGAUUAUUUGAAAUUUUUCACACAAAUUGAAAUCUGUAUAGAAAACAUUCGAAGUAUAAACAAUCAGCAAAUCUUCGUUAUCGUUGCAUCUUCAUGUUAUCUACCAUUAAAAAAUCAAAUCCAGAGUCUUUCUCAAGUUCGUUCGAUUUAUACCUACGAAGAGGACUCAAACGACGGACACAUUUCGGACACUACGCAUAUCUAUCAACAAAUAAUACCAAAAAUGUUCAAGCAUCCAAACGACUUACUGGCUCAGCUCUCUCAAGACAUUCGAGUCUUUCUUCGACAGAACAUGGGAAUCGAUUCUACGCUGCCCUUUUCCGCCCUUUCGAGUAAUGAAGAACGAACAACUGGGUUACAUUCACGAACGGAUAUACAUUGGUUCCCAUAUCUCAUGGAAGCUCUUCAAGAGAUCCCGCCUGUUGCUAACGGAAAGGAAAACUUUGUUAAUGAAUGCCGAAAAUUGUAUGUCGACAACGAACCUGCUCUAAAAUUCAUAAAUGAAUUCAAUGAUACUUAUGAAUCUCACAUGGCUGUUGCCUGGUAUACGCGAGAAGGCAUUCUAUAUCAACUAUUCAAUCGCGUAUUGCGACAACUAGAUCAGCAUAAAAUAUUCCUUUUACAUUUUUUCAUUUACGACCUUAGUCAACAACUGAAGAAAGAAGCCGAUAACAGUAAAGACGCAGAUUGGCGAAAAGAGCCGGUGUAUCGUGGUCAGAGAAUAUCUAAAGCUGAAAUAGAGUUCUUGAAAGAGCAGAGGAUGCUCUAUCUCAAUACUUUUCUAUCGACAACGAAAAACUUAAUGUUGGCUGAGAUCUAUGCUGGAGUUGGUUCACAUGAUUCCAAUCGUGAUUCUGCGGAGCAACCAGUUAUAUUUAAAAUUGCUAGUUGUACACGGAAUUUAUUUGGAAAAAGUGCUGCAUCCAUCGAUCAUUUGAGUCAUUUUGAGGGUGCAGAAGACGAAGUACUUUUUGCUCCGACAUACACAUUUUUUCCAAUGCCAAUUAUUUAUGAUGAAAAUACGGCCGUAUGGAAUGUAACAUUAUUACAAUUCAUAGAAGCUUACGAUCUGAGAUAUGAAUAUUUGAGUUAUCUCGUUAAACUAGAUGUUUGUUUAAGAACAAUAAUCGCCGACAAUGAUAAUACAAACGAUGAUUGUGCAUUACUAGUAGAUCAUAUUAUAUCUCUCAUUCGUGAACUUGUAAUUGGUGAUGAGGAUGUUGUAACAUUAGGUUCGACUUCUAAUCGAGUUGCUCAUACGAAUGUAUCCAGACUUGAAUUGAAAGGUAUCGCUCUAUUUGCUCAACCAGUACUUCCACGUAUCAAUUCUUCGAUUUCAUAUCUUACUUUGUCGAUGUUAUACGAUUGCAUAGCGACAUUAUUCAAAUGUCUUGGUAAAUAUGAUCUUGCUCUUGAAAAUUUUCUGAGAGCAGAAAAAUAUGCUACGAAUCAAAAUGAUAUUCAUUAUAUAACGAGAAAAGUUAAGAUCGCACAAAUACAUAAAAUCGUUGGAAAUCCAUCUCUUGCAUGGGACAAUUUUCAAGAAAUACUUCCAGAAAUUAGCAUGGACACAGAGUUAUUCGAAAGAAUCUUCAUUAGUAUAGCGAUGAAUAAACCUCUUUUUAAAAAUGAGGUAUAUGAACAGCAAAACAACCGCAAUGUGCAUCAGUACUUGCAAUACACUAGCACUGAAGCCGAUUUGAAGAGGUUUGGUCUUCUCAUUGCUGAUGCAUAUCGUGGUUUAUCAGAAUAUUUAUUGGAAAACGAUGGUCAACAACAACAACUCAUUGAAUUUCUUGAGAGUGAAGUAGAAAUUCGCAAAAAGAUUGUUCAAUACGACCGAUCAAGUCGUUAUGAUCUGGCGCACAGAUGUAAAGAUCUAGCAAGCUUGUACGGACACAAGGAUUGUCGGAAGGCGAUCAAAUACUAUAAAGAAGCUGUUAAUAAUUUCAAACCCUAUCAAGAAGUCGGUGCACGUGACCUAAUAGCUUAG